Molecule: messenger RNA, 465 nt
Organism: Aspergillus luchuensis
Lineage: Eukaryota; Fungi; Ascomycota; Eurotiomycetes; Eurotiales; Aspergillaceae
Exons: 2
Coding region: 1-465 (154 amino acids)
Cellular component (GO): extracellular region
Source: RefSeq, a predicted model, not a curated record
AUGAAGUUUCUUAUUGUCUCUCUCCCAUUCCUCGCCACAUUGGCAUCGGCCUUUAUUCCCGCGGAUCCUGAGGACAGCGUGGAGACCGCCACCCCUACUCCUUUUGGCCAAAGUCUGAUAGCCGGUCCUUCGUUCAACUGCAAAGGAUCGAGCCAAUGUGGCCAUUUCCCAGGCAUGACUGGAUACUGCCAAAAAGCUGUUGAUACUAUGCUUCCAGGUCUAGUCUUCGACACCAACGGUGGCCGUACGGGCAACUGCUGGGGUGCACCUGACGGUCUUAGAUGCGGUGUCUUUGUUGCGGGGCCUGGAGGGUGCACUAGAACCACCGAGCAGAUGAAAGCAGCAUUCAACAACAUUAGGGCCCAUGACUGUAAGAUAUGCGGCACUGUUACGGACGAUGAUAAUGGCAACGACAAUUGUCAGAUCAAAAUUGACUACGUCACGGGAUGCAACAACCACAAUUAA